Messenger RNA from Prorocentrum cordatum, 246 nucleotides. The record is from the annotation of a GenBank genome assembly. NCBI's taxonomy places the organism in Eukaryota, Dinophyceae, Prorocentrales, Prorocentraceae.
GUGGCCCCUACCGCCGUCGGGCUUUUAGUGCGGCGUCUCAGCUGGUGGCAGAACAUUGUUGGCAACGUCAGCCACCACGGUCAGUUCCUCGCGGCCUUUUUUGGAAGAUGUGAGUUUGAGAAGCAGGCGGCCAAAAGCAACCGCCCCGUCUCAGUCUCGACCCUCAACGAGCAGGGCGAGAUCGACGCGCGCGCCCACCCUUGGGCGCGCCAGCUCUCGAGUGACCUCGAGUGCCUCAUCUCGCAU